Thecamonas trahens ATCC 50062 is the source of this 953-nucleotide messenger RNA. RefSeq lists its product as uncharacterized. Gene Ontology annotation, biological process: positive regulation of DNA repair. NCBI's taxonomy places the organism in Eukaryota, Apusomonadida, Apusomonadidae. Gene Ontology annotation, cellular component: BRISC complex; BRCA1-A complex. The record is from RefSeq and is a predicted model, not a curated record. Bases 264 to 953 code for a protein of 229 amino acids. The transcript is spliced from 2 exons.
CUUCGGCUCGCCCUUCUUCGGCUUCUACAGCCCAUGCCAGUGGUGCGCCUCUGACUGGCGACGGAGCUUCGGCGACCACCGCCGCCACCGCGCAUGCUUCUCAACCUGGAAGCUCAUCGGCGACGAGUGAUGUCGAUGGUAGAGAUGGGCCAGACAAGGGCAAGGAGAGCGCGAUUGGUUUGCCGGUGGCCAAGGGUCUGCGUCCUGUGAGGGCGUCGAACGUCCCGGAGCGGAUCCUGUUUCUUGUGGAUGCGCACUCGGAGAUGGACGGGAUGGAGUUUGUGUCAAAGCAGGCGUCUACAACCAACCAAGAGUCGUACAUGACGCGGCUUGAUUGCGCCAAGCGGGUGAUCUCCAACUUUGUGGUGGCCAAGGCCGGGCUCUCGCCGCUGCACCAGUUUGGACUCGGCAUCCUGACCGAGACCGCGCAGCUGCACACGCCGUUCACCUCGGACGUGCAGGCCUUCCACAAUGCGCUCUCGGCGGUCCGCACGCUGGGCAACUUUCGCUCUCUUGACAUCGGUUCUGUCUUUGCGCUCGCCGCCUCGCUCGGCCUCCUUGACGACGCCGACGACCUGGCGGCGCAGACGCCCGACUCGCCCGACCCGCCACACGUCCUCCGAGUGAUCCUCGUCUACGCGCGCUCGGCCAUUGUCCCCCACGUCUCGCCCGAGCACGCAGCGCUGCGGACGGCGCUCCUUGCGCAUCCGCACUUUUUCCACGACGUUCUUUACCUCCAUGAGAAGCCAUCGGCCGAGAACGACCCGCAGAGCGUAUUCAACUUUCUUACCUCUGUCGAAGUCGCCUCACCCGAGUCGUAUUUUCUGGAGGACUCGACCAACUUUCGCCGCCUCGUUCUCCACACCACCAUGCUCGUCGCCCAUCCGCUGCAGCGGCAGCCGUACACCGAGCUUGUCCCAUUUGCGCCCAAAAAGAAGCGCAAGGGCCACUGA